This is a messenger RNA of Oreochromis aureus, 1320 nucleotides long. Its product is annotated as myelin-associated glycoprotein-like. The coding region runs from base 10 to 1035 and encodes 341 amino acids. The transcript has 4 exons. Lineage: Eukaryota; Metazoa; Chordata; Actinopteri; Cichliformes; Cichlidae. The record is from RefSeq and is a predicted model, not a curated record.
UGUGUGAACAUGGUGACAGUCGACAUGUUGCUGAUUGUCCUCUUUGUUCCAGCUGCUUUGGCUGGUUGUUCUGAUGAAGCAGCACUCUUCAUAACUGCACCAAAGAAGCUGGAAGCACUGAGUGGAUCUUGUUUGCAAAUCCCAUGUAGCUUCAGACCCAAAGAAGAACAGAAAUUUAACAGAACAAGAAAAACCUUUGGAGUGUGGAUUAAAAAUGAUUCUAGAUUUGGCAUUUAUCCAAACAAUGUGAUCUUCAACAGUAGUGGAGCAGUUAGCAUCUAUCCAAUGAGUAUUACUGGGAACCUGAGUCAGAGAGACUGCACCACUCUGUUUACUAAUUUAACCACAAACUACACAGACACAUACUUCUUCAGAGUAGAGAGAGAAACAUUCAAGGCAACAGCUCGUUGUGAUCCUCUUCAAAUAACAGUCAGAGAUUCUCCUUGGAGGCCCAAUAUUACAAUCCCAGGUGAUCUGAAGGAGAAGGAGUCUGUCACUAUAACCUGCUCAGCUCUCACUCCCUGUCCACACUCCCCUCCUCAACUCACCUGGAAUCUCACACAAGACUCUCACAACAGAACAGAGGAAAACACAGAUGGAAGCUUUACAACUAAAAUCCAGCAGACCAUCACUCUGUCAGACACACAUGAUGGAAAGAAGAUCAGCUGCUCUGCCAGAUAUCCUGUGAACCAAGGAAAAGACACCAAGACAGCAGAGACAGAAGAGACUCUCAGUGUUUCAUAUGCUCCUAAAGACACCUCAGCAUCCAUCAGUCCAUCAGGUUUGGUGUCAGCAGGCAGCUGGGUGAAGCUGACCUGCUCCAGCAGAGCCAAACCUCCAGUCAGCAGCUUCACCUGGUUCAAGAAGAGCAGAGAUGGAGCUGUGAAAGUAUCUGAAGGAGAGAUUUACAGCUUCAAUGUAACAGAUGGAGGAGUUUAUUACUGUGUGGCCACUAAUGAUCUGGGUAAUCAGACAUCAGCAGAGAUGAAUCUAACAGGUAAACGCAGACAGAAUCAAUUAUUUAAUAAUGUUUAAUAAUAAAUGUAUGCAGAAUUAUGAUUAACAAGUUUUGAUUUAACAAAAAAAGUUUGGUGAAAAUAAAGAUAUUCACAGAAAUAAGAGCAUUGCAAACAGGGUGUAAGAGCUUAAUGGAAUCCUCAUAAAAUUCAAGUGCAAACAGAGAAAGUAGAAAUAAAAUCCUUAUAAUACAUUAAUUCAAUUCAAUUCAAUUUUAUUUAUAUAGCACCAAAUCACAACAACAGUCGCCUCAAGGCGCUUUAUAUUGUACAGUAGAUCGUACAAUAAUAGAUACAGAGAAAA